Messenger RNA from Trichoderma harzianum CBS 226.95, 1419 nucleotides. RefSeq lists its product as hypothetical. Gene Ontology annotation, molecular function: hydrolase activity. The record is from RefSeq and is a predicted model, not a curated record. The coding region runs from base 1 to 1419 and encodes 472 amino acids. Lineage: Eukaryota; Fungi; Ascomycota; Sordariomycetes; Hypocreales; Hypocreaceae. The transcript has 2 exons.
AUGCUCUUCAUCUUACUCUCCAAACUCCCUCUUCUUACCCGAGUAGCUAUAUUACACGUCCUAAAGCUCUCAGAACCAUCCAAAUACGUCGAUCUGCAGUCCAACCUGGUGGUUUCACUGAUGCGCUCCGUCUUGACACCUGCCAAUCCACACUCGAUUUCCUACAGCCAGAAACUCACUACGCGCAACGAGGAGAUUAAGGGAAGGAUAUGGAUCAGCUUAUACGCUUCGCCGCCGCCUCCCGAGACCGAUAUCAGAGACUCGCUGCUCAAUGUCAUGUACAGCAUGAGAGAUGAAGGCAUUAGAGGAAGCAACACUAGAGUUCCCGAGCUCAUACCCGUAGAAGCAGAAUGGACGGGAUACAGAGCCGCAGCUUCAAAGAGAGAGCCUCUACCAAACAUUUCAGAAUCCGCCAAAUACCAUCAACUCAUGAAAGAGUGCAAAGAGCCCACCACGGUGCUCUACUUCCACGGCGGCGCAUAUUAUCUCUGCGAUCCCGCCACACACCGUCCCCUCGUCAAGAAGCUGGCCAAGCUGAUCAAGGGAAGAUGCUAUUCGGUGCGAUAUCGACUGGCGCCGCAGGAUCCGUUCCCAAGCGCGCUGCUGGACGCCCUCGUCUCAUACUUUACCUUGCUGUAUCCGCCUCCGGACGCCUAUCACGACGCUGUGGAACCGGAGCAUAUCGUUAUUGCGGGAGACAGCGCCGGUGGGAACCUAGCCUUUGCGCUAUCGCAGCUCAUUCUUCAGCUGCACCAUCGAGAUAUUGACAUCCAGUGGUACGGCGAAAAGCGAAAAGUCCCUCUGCCGGCGGGUGUUUCUUGCAUCUCUCCUUGGGUCGACAUCACGCAGAGCUCGCCGCCGUGGCACGUUGAGGACGCUCACCCUUUCGACUACUUACCUAGACUACGGCCUGAUUUCGAAGCCAGAGUCCCCCCAUGCGAGAUAUGGCCGGCGAAUCCUCCACGGAAAUUUAUUUACGCUGACGAUGAUUUGGUUGCGCAUCCGUUGGCGACGCUCAUUAUGAAUCGUUCUUGGGAAUGGUCACCACCUGUGUGGAUGUGCACGGGCUGGGAGAUACUUUCCUACGAGAACAAGGCUUUUGCGAUGAAGCUCUUUGCCGAUGGCGUCCCGUUGGUGUUUGAGGAGUAUCAGGCCAUGCCGCAUGUUUUUCCCAUGUGCUUGGCUCGAGCACCGAGUUCACGGCGUUGCCUCGAGAGCUGGGCUAAUUUUAUUCGCUGCGCGAUAGAGAAUCCAGGGGCGAUUGAGGCGAGUGCGGCGAGUAUUACGGCUCAGACGCUUGAGGAGACGCCCCUGAGGUUUGAUGAGCUACUAGAGGACAGGCUGGAAGAUAUACAGGCCGCUGUGGUGAAAAGGGCGGGCGUGGGGGUUGAGAAAGCAGAUGUCGCGGCUAGGCUAUGA